Messenger RNA from Penicillium oxalicum, 1881 nucleotides. RefSeq lists its product as uncharacterized. NCBI's taxonomy places the organism in Eukaryota, Fungi, Ascomycota, Eurotiomycetes, Eurotiales, Aspergillaceae. The record is from RefSeq and is a predicted model, not a curated record. The transcript is spliced from 3 exons. Gene Ontology annotation, cellular component: nucleus. The coding region runs from base 1 to 1881 and encodes 626 amino acids. Gene Ontology annotation, molecular function: transcription cis-regulatory region binding; DNA-binding transcription factor activity, RNA polymerase II-specific; zinc ion binding. Gene Ontology annotation, biological process: positive regulation of transcription by RNA polymerase II.
AUGCGCAGGCAAGGAAAGACGAGAUCGAAGACUGGUUGCCGAACAUGUCGCAUCCGCAAAGUCAAAUGUGAUGAAGAGAAACAUGUUGCGGAUGGCAAAGAGCCCCAAUGUCGUCGGUGUUCGAGCGCGGGACUCCAGUGCGAAUGGAAAGGAGGUCCAAUCCCCCGCAAGACAUCCUCUACUACCGGGAGCACUGUUGCCGAGUCCAGAUCCAGUGCUGAAAAGCCAAGCGGUCCUCGCGAGCGUCAAGUGCAGAAAGUGUGCCUGAAACCUGCUUUGAGGCAACAGGUCGUCCCAGAUGCUCGUCAGAGUCCGCCGGCGUUGCAUCUAUCCCCGAAUCCUGGCUUGGGAGACCAGUCUCGGAUCGUCCAAGCAGCUAAUACGCUUAUAUUGUCGGCGUUCGAUCGGGAAUGCCUAAAUUAUCUCCAAAACUCAACCCUCGUGAUCCUGCUCGGCAAGCACUGGCCAUGGUCCACUAUUGCAUACGCAUACACCAGAAUCGCCGUGACGGAGCCCAUGGUUAUGAGCAUGAUGUUAGCGAGUACGGCAAGGGAAAUUCAUCGAAUGCGACGCUACGAUCAGGGAGAACAUUUCGUCUCCUCCACCAUAACGGAUCAAACAACGGACCUUGACGGACGAAUGCAUUAUGGUCGGGCAUUAUCGAGCCUUCGGGUUGCCCUGCGAUCCGAGGUCAAAUCCCCCCAGAAAAUUGAAGCCAUAUUCAUCACUUUGUGGCUGAUGAUCGACUACGAGAAUCGCUUCGGAGGUGGAGCGUCGGCAAUCGACAUCCAUACACGGGGGAUCGAAAGCCUUCUCCUCAAUCAUGUCAUUCCUUGUUUGCAAACGGAGAUUUAUCGACCGUUCAAAUAUCUUUCAAAUACAUCCUCUGUUGAGUUCGAGGACACGCGUGUGUCUCGACAUCCACAACCUGAUGGUUCAGCGUUGAAGAGCUACAACGUCGAGGAAGUUACUGGAAAACCCAAAGAACUUCCAACAACAUCCGUUUCACCAUCUGCUGGACUCGGUAAAACUUCAGUCCCUCUUUUUCUACUCUGGACACUAUACUUUUUCACACCAACAUCCUGGUCCUUUAGCUCUGCCACCGGGGAACUUGACUUGAUGACUUUUGAAUUUUUCCUCGACACCAAUGGCAGCCACCACAAGGCACCAUUUCCACUUGCGGAGCUCUACCGCAUCAGUCGACAAUCGCCGGCUCGUUUCUGGGGCGAUUCCUACACGAUGACCGCCCGCAUGGACGAUCUCGAAAAUGUAGCGCCAUUGACUCUUUACCACCAAAGUCACAUCCUACAAUUUAAAAUCACUGAGCAGCACAAGCGAGGUGUACCAACAGAGCCAUUGGAGAGUGGAUUAUCCGCGUAUCAAAAACUAGUUGACGAGAUCAACUCUAUCGCAACGGAACACGACACCGUCCUCGCAUCAGUAACAACGUCCGAGUCGAGCGUCUUUCUCACAUCCCGCCGAAUAAUAGAAACAAGCUACUGGGCCACCAUCACUUUCUACAGCACCAUCGUAUUCUACCACUUGUGUUUCCGAGAUAUCACGACCCAGCACGCACAGGCCCAAGCACCUCCAUACCCACCUUUCAUGUCUCUCACAACGGCAGUAUCUCUCAUUCUGGACCUGAGUCUCAAACUUUACCGGUCAAAACCGCAUCUGAUUGUUCGAAUUACGUGGCCCUUGUUUCUGGCCGGAGUGGCUACCUCGGAUCAAAUUUAUCAGGACUGGGUGUCGAUUCGGUUGCAGGAAUUAGGUCGCUUUGGACAGAAUUUUGCGCGAAUCAGUCAGCGGUUUGAUGAGAUUAUCAAGGGUGGGAAGGCGGGGGUUUCAGGGGGUGAAAUUGUAUUUUCACUCGCGAAAUGA